AUGUCUGAAGAACAGCUACAAUCUCCCGUGGAAACCCACGAACAACAAGAAACUUUUGCUGCGUCGGAACCUUCCGGCGUACCAGUUGAGUCCUCUGAAGCCACUGAAGCUCCUCAAUCGCAGGAAGCUGAAGCACCAGCUGCUCCAGUCAGCGACUAUCAAAACGAGAACAGACGCUCUUACCACGAUGCUGCCCCACAACAGCCUUCGCACCGUAUGGCUAUGGAUGGCGAACUUUCCACAACCAGAUUGUUCGUUAGACCUUUCCCUUUCGAUGUCCAAGACUCUGAACUUAACGAGAUUUUCACUCCAUUUGGACCAAUGAAAGAGGUCAAAAUCUUGAAUGGCUUUGCCUUCGUGGAGUUCGAAGAAUCUGACUCUGCUGCCAGAGCCAUCGAAGAAGUUAACGGUAAGACUUUUGCCAACCAGCCUUUGGAAGUCGUUUACUCUAAGAUCCAACCUCCCCGUUAUCGCAUGAUUCUAAAAAAUUUGCCCGAAGGUGUCGCUUGGCAAGAACUUAAAGACUUGGCCCGUGAAAACAACUUGGAGACCACGUUUUCUAGUGUCAACACAAGAGAAUUCGAUGGCACGGGUGCUCUAGAAUUUCCAUCGGAAGAAAUCUUGGAAGAGGCUUUGCAAAAAUUGAACAACAUCGAAUUCAGAGGUUCCGUGAUCUCUGCCGAGAAGGAUGACAACCCACCUCCAAUCAGAAGAUUCAGAGGCGGUGACCGUGGUGGUUUCGGUGGUCGUGGCCGUGGCGGUUUCGGUGACCGUGGUGGUUUCCGUGGUGGCCGUGGUGGUUUCGGUGACCGUGGUGGUUUCCGUGGUGGCCGUGGUGGUUUCGGUGACCGCGGUGGCUUCCGUGGUGGUCGUGGCGGUGGUUUCCGUGGCGGUCGUGGCGGCUUUGGUGACCGUGGUGGUUUCCGUGGCGGUCGUGGCGGCUUUGGUGACCGUGGUGGUUUCCGCGGCCGUGGCCGUGGUGACUCUUUCGGUUCUUCCAGAGGCUCUUACGGUGCUCCAAGAGAUGAGUACAGAGGUAGAGACGGUGGUGACUUCUACGGCUCCGCUCGCGAAAGAUCCCCAACUAGACAAUAA
This is a messenger RNA of Lachancea nothofagi CBS 11611, 1095 nucleotides long. NCBI's taxonomy places the organism in Eukaryota, Fungi, Ascomycota, Saccharomycetes, Saccharomycetales, Saccharomycetaceae. The record is from the annotation of a GenBank genome assembly.